This is a messenger RNA of Rhagoletis zephyria (snowberry fruit fly), 2377 nucleotides long. RefSeq names its product monocarboxylate transporter 12-B-like. NCBI's taxonomy places the organism in Eukaryota, Metazoa, Arthropoda, Insecta, Diptera, Tephritidae. Gene Ontology annotation, molecular function: monocarboxylic acid transmembrane transporter activity. Gene Ontology annotation, biological process: transmembrane transport; monocarboxylic acid transport. The record is from RefSeq and is a predicted model, not a curated record.
AGAAAAAUACAUAUUUACAUACAUUAAUAUUAGCAAUGAUAACUUGGCAAAAAGUCAAGUCAAGCAGAGAGCUGUGAUUGCAUUUUGAAUGGCUGGAAGAAGGAAUUGAACAAUCGCUGAUCGAUAAUAGAGAAGUAGAAGUGCAAAUUGCAUGCCAGCAACACGCAAAAUAAAUUUAUUUGAUUUGUUCAUUGAUUUAGUGGUGCAAUUUGAAAUUUGUCGUUGGUAAAAUAUUCGACAGACUGAAAAGCGUAUAUUAACACAGGAAGCUUCCUUUGCACAUUUACCAACUGUAAUUUGUCUCGCUUCAGCUGAAAGCUGUGCUCUACAUUCCUUUAGUUGAUUUCGCAUAUAAAUAAUUUUUAUCCAACACAAAAAUGGUACAUGCACCAGCGCGCAAAAAUAAAACUACAAAUGGCAACUGUGAUUUGGUGGAGGAUGUGCUGACGCCGGUGCCACCAGAUGGUGGUUGGGGUUGGAUGGUCGUCUUCGGAUCCUUUAUGAUACAUAUUAUAACGGAUGGUAUGACAUACUCUUUCGGUCUCUUCUAUAAUGAGUUUCUCAGUUACUUUAACGAAGGCAAAGGCUACACAGCUUGGAUAGUGUCCAUCAUGGUGGGCGUUACCUAUGCCUCAGGUCCCAUUUCUUCGUCCUUCGUCAAUCGCUACGGCUGUCGCGCAGUCACCAUAGCCGGUUCCAUAUUUGCCGCCGCCUGCAUCGUUGCCAGCAUAUUUGCACAAAAUGUGCUAACACUCAUUUUCACAAUUGGCAUCGGCACCGGCUUUGGUCUGGGACUCAUUUAUCUGCCAGCCAUUGUAAGUGUGACGACAUGGUUCGAAGCGAAACGUUCGCUGGCGACCGGCAUUGCGGUGUGUGGUUCCGGCUUUGGUACGUUCGUAUUUGCACCGCUCACCGAGCAUCUGAUCGGUUCGUUUGGUUGGCGUGGUGCGAUGCUCAUCAUUGGUGGCAUUGUAUUGAAUUGCAUUAUCUUCGGUGCGCUCUUUCGACCAUUGGAACCACCAAAACCAGAAAAAGUAAAGAAAUCCAGCCUUAUUGAUAAUCACACAACGAGUGCAGAGCUGAAACCGCUAAAAUCAGCUGCGGAUGGGGGAGAUCAGUAUUUGCAGUUGCCAGUGGCGCAGGCGCUGUGUCGCUCAAACAGCGUGGGACACGGUUUCAAUAGCAAUAAUUUGCGACAGUUGCGUCCCUCCUUGGCGCAUUGCCGGAUGCUCUCGCUCGACUUGACAAUGCUGUUAGCGCAAGUAAAAUGUAGUUCGUUCCCAACACCGUCAGACGAUUCCCAUAUAAAUCAAACAGACCAUACUUUCCUGCUAUACGCAAAUAACAACCAGACUGUGAGCAAUGGUGCAAAUGGCAAAACCCCAGACCCGACUAGCGUACAGAGCACCAGCAGCACGGAUAUGGUGCGUCAUCGUAGUCAGCCGCAUUUGGAUCGCCUAGAGCCGCCGCAUGAGAACUGGGGCAGUGGCACAAUGUAUCGGCCGGAUAUCCUAUAUCAGGGUUCUCUACUCAACAUACCGGAGUACACGGCCUCGCGUACCGAUAUUUCCGGCACGGGUAUAACAAAGCGUUAUGGUUCGGUGCGGCAUGCCGCACGUGGCAGCCAAAGUCAGGAAGUAAUGAGAUGUUGCGGCUGUAUGACCUGCUCCAAGGAGACUCACGACACCUUUGUCGAAAUGAUGAAUUUCUCGCUGCUAAAGGAUGUCGUCUUCAUCGUAUUUGCCCUCUCGAACUUCUUCACCAGCAUCGGUUUCAAUGUACCUUACAUUUAUAUAGUCUCGCAAGCGGAAACAUUGCAGCUCGGCAGCGAGCAAUCCAGCUACCUGAUUGCCAUAAUUGGUGGGGCCAACACAAUUGGCCGAAUAGUACUUGGCUAUUUGGCCGACAAGCCAUGGGUAAAUCGUUUGUGGGUUUACAAUGUCUGUUUGACGCUGUGUGGCGUGUCAACCGCUAUGGCACCGCUUUGCACUGGCUUUUAUUCGCUAGCUGGUUAUUGUGCGGCCUUCGGUUUCACCAUCGGCGCUUAUGUCGGCUUGACUUCAGUGAUUCUAGUCGAUCUGCUUGGCUUGGAGAAACUGACGAAUGCUUUUGGUCUGUUGCUGCUCUUCCAGGGUGUAGCCUCAUUUAUUGGACCACCAAUUGGCGGUUGGCUAUAUGAUGUAACCGAUUCGUAUGGCCCCGCCUUCCUCAUGGCAGGCAUUACGAUUGCUAUUAGUGGUAUUAUGCUCUUCGGUAUUCCGCCACUUCAACGACAUAUCGAGGCGAAGACCAAAAAACAACAGCAAGCGACUGCGCAGACGUUAUCGCUAAGUUAGUGUCAUGUCUUGGCAACAUGUACUGGUACAUAGGCCAAGUG